This is a messenger RNA of Anopheles funestus (African malaria mosquito), 2729 nucleotides long. RefSeq names its product fatty-acid amide hydrolase 2-A. Lineage: Eukaryota; Metazoa; Arthropoda; Insecta; Diptera; Culicidae. The coding region runs from base 756 to 2471 and encodes 571 amino acids. The record is from RefSeq and is a predicted model, not a curated record. The transcript has 6 exons.
CUACUUGGCUGACAUCAUCCGGUGAUGAAAUGAAUGUGGCAUACAUUUUAAUAAAAUAAAUUAAAAGAAUUUCAACUUGCUGGAAAAAAGUAAGUGGCAAGAAUUUCACGAUCGACAUUGAUCGACCGAAACCGUUGUCGCAAGGAACACAUUCCACAGCAAAAAAAAAACACCAAAACUCUGUAUAUCAAAUAACCUGUCAGCAUUCCAGCUUACAACGCCCUCGCUUCCUUCUGUGGUCUGUGAAAUGCAUCAACGUGCCGGUCGGUAGAGUUGUAACAUGAGAAACACUUUCCUUAUGACAGCCAAGCCAAUUCCUUUAGCUCCGUGUGCUUUAAGAGUAGACACAUCAACCACACGCUAACACUGCCAGUGUGUAACGUCGUAUACAGCACGGUUAGUUCGGGUCGGUUUAUGUUUGUUUUUUUUUUUCUCCUCCACCCGGCCGUGCCUUAUGUUCCGCCGAGCACUACGUUAGCCGGUCGGUGGUAUCGGUUUUGUGCCAGUUUUCCAGCGGCACAGUACACUUUUCUGUUGGGGAGCGCAACAAGCGCGAUGCUUAAUUGUGUCGUUGCAAUCGUUUGCUGCUAUUAUUAGCAGUCAACGGACGAGAUGUCAUCGUAAGAGGCAUCGGUUUGAGCAAGUCGAUUGUUCGCUAUAGCUGUGGAUGGUCCACAACCUGUUGCAGAGUCCGUGUAGAAUAUUACUACUUCGUUUUAAACAUUCGUGUGUAAGAACGUGUCGCCGGUGCACAUAUGAGAGUGGAGGCCGAAAAGCUAAAGCACAAGGCAAAAACAUUCCUUCGCACGUUAGGCGCAUGCGGAGCGGACGCAUCACCGAGUCACUCCCGAAGGAUGGACGCACAGACGAAACAGAACCUGCAGGAGCGGCGUAAAGCCCGCUCCCUGGUAAAAACCGUCAUCAAUGUCGUGCACAAGUUUCUUAUCCUGCUCGUACGGUGGCUUUCGCGUACGAUCUACGGAGAGCACGGAAAACGCAUGCCUCCAAUAACCAACCUCAUACUGAUGGAAUCGGCCACCUCGCUCGCAACGAAGAUUCGCACACGCAAGCUAACGAGCGUCGAAGUAACGCAAGCCUUCAUUGACCGGUGCAGGGAAGUGAACACGCUGCUAAACUGUGUGGUCGACGAGCGGUUCGCGGAAGCGCUCAAAGAUGCGGAACGGGCAGACAAGCUGAUCGCCUCCGGUACGAUGACCGUCGAGCAGCUUGAGCGUGAAAAACCAUUCCUCGGUGUGCCGAUAUCCACGAAGGACUGCAUACGGGUGCAGGGCCUGCUGCACACGUCCGGCAUAUGGAAUCGGCGGAACAUACGCGGCGACAAAGACGCACGCGCGAUGGAGCUGAUGCGACGGGCCGGUGCCAUACCCUUUGCCCUGACGAAUGUGUCCGAGUGUUGCAUGUGGUGGGAAAGUGUGAACACCAUUCAUGGCCGCUCGCGAAACCCUUACGAUGCUAAUCGUAUCGUCGGCGGAUCGAGCGGUGGCGAAGGAUGCAUCCAGGCCGCAGCUGGUUCUCCGUUUGGGUUGGGUUCGGACAUCGGUGGAUCGAUUCGCAUGCCAGCCUUCUUCAAUGGUAUCUUCGGACACAAGCCAUCGAAAUUUGUCGUCUCGAACGAGGGCCAGUACCCGGUAGCGUUGUCGGAGGAACAAAACUCAUUCCUUGGUAUUGGACCAAUGUGUCGCUAUGCUACCGACCUAAAGCCGAUGCUGCGAAUCAUUUCCGACGAGAAUGCGACCAAGCUCCGGCUGGAUGAUCCGGUCGAUCUGAAACAGGUGAAAUUCUUCUACCAAAUCAACGACGGUGGUGCACAUCUGGUUUCGCCCGUCGAUCUGGACAUACGCGAUGCAAUGGAGAAGGUAAUGGCACACUUCCGUGCCACGGUGAAGGCGGAAGUGAAGAAGGUGUACCUGGACAAGCUGCGCAAAUCCGCUCCGAUGUGGCUUGCCAACAUGAAAACCCCAUCCAAGGUUGGAUUUGACUCGCAGCUGGCUAAUUUGGAAGGUACUAUCAAUCCCUGGCUAGAGCUCGUCAAGUGGCCGUUACGCACGUCCAAUCACACGCUGAUUGGCAUACUGACCGCGCUCUCCGAACGGAGCGGUGUAAAGUAUGGUUCGGAAGAGUACCACCAUUACGUGCAGCAGAAGCAGGAGCUCGUGAACGAGUUCCGCGAUAUGCUGGGUGAAACCGGUGUAUUUAUCUAUCCAACGCACCCUACGGUGGCACCGUACCAUAAUGAACCGUUGAUCCGGGCGCUCAACUUUAGCUACACCGCCAUCAUCAACGUGCUGGGACUGCCCGCAACGGCCGUACCGUUGGGUUUGGGGCGCGAGGGACUACCGAUCGGUUUGCAGGUGGUGGCCGGCGUCAAUCAGGACCGCCUGUGCCUUGCAGUGGCCUGCGAACUGGAACGUGCCUUUGGUGGAUGGGUUGCACCGGAGGUGAAAGCCUAGAAACUUUGACUGUGCAAUCAGCAGACUGUUUUUUUAAUGCAAUAAACACGGCACGGGAGCGAAACAAACCGGCACACACACCGGCAUGCCGAUACUGUAUACUGUUUUGGUAAGGGCGCGAACAAACACGUUGGUUGUUCCAAUUAAAACGAACAAGGAUAUAGAUGUAUUUUCGUCGUGUUAACGUUUUUGAUUGAAUUCUACUGAAAGCUGUUUUAUGUAUGGGAUGAAAAUAAAUUCUACAAAAGGAAAACAAAA